Paramecium octaurelia is the source of this 563-nucleotide messenger RNA. NCBI's taxonomy places the organism in Eukaryota, Ciliophora, Oligohymenophorea, Peniculida, Parameciidae. The record is from the annotation of a GenBank genome assembly.
AAACAAUAUGAAGAGAUUGUUGAGGAAUGCUCAAAUUUUGCAAAAAUAAUCGCGAUAUUAUCACCAUGAUCCAGCCAGCAGGGCUUUAGUAGGUAAGGAUUCGAUGUGAUGUCAUUCAGGAUCUCCUUAAGAGAUUGCUCCUCCAGUGCACUUCAAAUUAUAUUAUCUCCCUGACAAUGUGGCCAAGACUGGCUAGGGCAUGGGACAUCCUCAUUACAGUGCCUAUUAGAUGGAGGGGAUCACCACUUAUGAUAAUUGGGAAUACAAGUAGAUUAUUAAUUUGAUCUAGAUAUUAUGGCCAAUGGUGGCAUAUAGGGUCCAUCUUCUGGAAUUCUUUGAUGUUAUUCUACCCCUUGUUGUUGUGGUUUGUUAUUGAGUAGAGUGAGGUAUUUGGAUGUUGCUUAAUCAAUCUUAGCAAGAGGCACUUCUGGCCAAGGAUGACAUCUUUAAGAAAUAUUUCAAUGAAGCAGGAGGAUUCUAUUAGUACACCUUCAUAGGCCCAGAAACCACUUUAAAUUAUUGAAAGCAUUCAUUGGAAAAUAUAAAAAUAUAUUAAAUAUUAC